Molecule: messenger RNA, 3571 nt
Organism: Corythoichthys intestinalis (scribbled pipefish)
Lineage: Eukaryota; Metazoa; Chordata; Actinopteri; Syngnathiformes; Syngnathidae
Gene: drc7
Product: coiled-coil domain containing 135
Exons: 18
Coding region: 154-2625 (823 amino acids)
Biological process (GO): flagellated sperm motility
Cellular component (GO): motile cilium
Source: RefSeq, a predicted model, not a curated record
AAAAAUACUCACAUAAAAAAAGUGUUUUGCCCAGUGUCCUGUCUUGCUGUGAAAGGUCGGUAACCGUGGCAACAGGACCACAACAACAAAGCAGUGAAGGCUGCUAAGCUAACACAAAGCCUGACACGAGCCAGGUAAACAACAAAAGCUACGAUGAGCAGCGCAGAUGAAGGGACGGGCACGCCUGUGGAGUCCAGCGCUGAGGAACAAGUUGGUAGUGGAGACGAGCAAUUGGAGGAAGUUUCACCUGUCCCGGCUCUGAGUGGUUUCCUGCCCAGCCUGCCCCUUCCUGAGUCAUACAGACAAAAUUCUGUGGAGGAAGUCCGGGUGCUAGCCAUCGCUGACAACUUCCAGUGUCAGUAUCGCCUUUUGUGUCCUGAACGCAAACCUCUGCUGCUCUGCCCCAUCAACGAAUGCGGCGUUCAGAAGUUUGUGUCAACCACACUGCGUCCCACCAUGACAAGCCAUCCCGAGCUGCUAAACUGGGAUGGAUGUGCUUCGUUUGUGGCUGACUUCCUGUCUCUGAAUCCUUUGGAGCCACCUGUAGAGCUUCCCAGGUUCCUGUUCUCGGCGACCUCCGUGUUGCGCAGUCAGACGGCGACGUGUUUCGAAUAUGCCACUGUACUGUGCAGUCUGCUGCUAGGUGCCAACUAUGAUGCCUACUGUGUUAGCGGCUACGCUAGCAAGGAGAUGUGUCAGCUAGACCAAAGACGGCAAGAAUGCCCCAUACAGGGCGCUCAGGCCAAGGAAUCUGACAUGCCAGCUGAAAGUGAGCCAUGGCAGAGAUUUCAACGUGAACCGAAGAGUCGAUUCUUGACACGCCAGGCCAAGAAGAAACAAGAAGAGGCUGAAGCUCAAGCCAAGCAACAGGAGCAGGAGAUACCAGAGGCACCUGCCGACCCCCUGCGAGGUUUACGGGUUCACUGCUGGGUCCUUGUGUUGGCUGGGUGCCGCAGCGUCCAGGAGAACUUCUUGAUCGACCCCCUGACAGGAAGGAGUUACAGCACCACUUAUGAGCAUUUUCUGGGUGUGGAGAGUGUGUGGAACAACCUCAACUACUAUGUCAACAUGCAGGACUGCAAGAACAGCUGUGCUGAUCUGGUAUAUGACCUACAUGACAUCAAAAUGUGGGAGCCCGUCUUGUUUGGUGUCACCAGUAAAAGGCAACUCAGCAUCGAAGUCCUCAAGAGGAAGGAGAUGAAAAUGAUGGGCAUGACUUUUGUGGAAGAAGAAGAGGAGCGAGUAUUUCAGAUGCCGAGAACCUGGGUCACUUCCAUAUACAUCUCUAAAGAAGACUUAGAGACGCGUUGGCCAGGAGGUUGGAAGAUGAUUCGUUACAAGAAAGUCGAACUGGAGAUGUUUGCACCUUACUUACGAAUGGAUGGUCUGGUGACCCGACUGAGUACCUACAAGGACUUGGAUUGCACAGAGUUGAUGACUGUAAAGGAAUGGUACCAGAACAGAAAUGACCACCUGAAGGAGCGAGAAGUUAAUAAAGUAACAGGCAUCACGACCGAACGCUUCACACCGGGACGACACUUUCACCUUUUAUUUCAUAGGUACACAUCCACUCCAGCAGAUGGCGGCGAGCACGAGAUGGAAUUCAGCGGUGCUCGCGUAGACGGCCUGGUGCGUCGGUGGGACACACCGGAGGAAAUGACGGAGAGCUUUAAAGGCCGCGAGGACUUCCUCUACUACAGACAAGUCAUUUUCGACUGUAACGUAAAGUUGCCAGAGGAGCACAUCAGCACAGAACCAGAAGAAAGACCCCUGCUGAAAGUGUUGGAGCGUUUCCACAGGAAUCCAAGGAAGGAUGCUAAUGACGAUGUGGCUGAGCGAGUGUUUGUGGCGUCGCAGAGGAGGAUUGAUGUAAAGUACCAUCUGGAGGAGAACCGCUUUGUCCCAUGCAUGAGGACUUUUACCAAGCCACUCGGGCCAAGGGACAGCGAAUUCAGGGCAGACAUGGUUACCGGCUUCCAUGUGGAUCCUGACCAGAAGCCCCUAAAAACACUGGCUCUCUACGAGCUUCUCUCAGACCUCGUCAAAGCUGAACAGGAAGUGGAUCUCCAGAUCAAGAGCUCCAAAAAAGAGGUGCGAGACAUCGUGGCUUGCAGGGAACAGGAGGAGAUUGAUAUUCUUCUUCACUUUUCGCCAUGGACUGCCACCGGCAUAGCCAAGGCCCACAGUCUCCGAGAGGAAAUGGAGCGCGUAGCAGCCGAGGAGCAGCGGUGGUUGCUCGAGAAGGACACAGACUUCUUGGCUUCUUUCCUCAUCGGACUGCGUGACAUUGAGAUCACAAGCGCCGAAGAUGCACAACGUCUAUACGAGGAUAGCUUGACAAACUUCAAUGAGCAAAUAAAUGCACAGACACGACUUAUUCAGGAACGUCACGACCAGGCGACGAAGGCACUGCAGACGAUACAAGAACAUUACCAGGAGACCCAACAGGACAUGAGCCACCAGGAAACGAAGGAAUACCAGGCGUACUGCGCCCAGCACACCUUUCAGAUACACAUCGCGGAGAAACGGCUUAGCAUGCACAAGAGAUCAGCUGCUCAGAAGUACCGUGCAUUGGACCAAAGGCUCAAACAAGAUCCCCGACUGGCUCCUUUCUUACUCAACUGAGGACACACAUACAGUGCUGCUCAAAAGUUUGUGAACCCCCUCAACAUUUUGGAAUUUUCUAUUAUUUCAACCUGAUUUCCUAAUCAAUCAAUUCAUUAGUUUUUUUUUGUUUUUUUUAACAGUUGUGUUGUCGAGACUAAAUUAAAAAGAGUUUUCAUCAACUGAUGUAGGUGCAAAAUUGAACUGUUUGGUCACAACCAAAACCGCCAUGUCUGGCGAAAAGUCAACACUGCAUACCACCAAAAGAACCUUCUCCCAACAGUGAAGCAUGGAGGUGGGAAUGUCAAGAUCUGGGCUUGCUUUUCAUCCUCAGGACCUGGACAACUCCACAUAGUCCAGGGAAUCAUGAAUUCUGAGGAAUAUUGUCAAAUCCUAGAACAUAACCUGACGCCAUCUGUUUUGAAGUUAAAGCUUGGCAGAAGGUGGAUCAUGCAACAUGAUAAUGAUCCAAAGCAUUCCAGCAAUACAACCAAGGAAUGGCUGAAAAAGAAGAAGAUUCGUGUUCUGGACUGGCCCAGUCAAAGUCCUGACCUAAAUCCCAUUGAAAUGCUGUGGCGGGACCUGAAGCGAGCAGUUCAUGCCAGACGCCCAUCAAACCUCUCUCAACUGACUGCGUUCUGCAAGGAAGAAUGGGCAAAAAUCCCCCAAAGUAGAUGUGAGAGGCUGAUUAGUCACUACAGAAACCGUUUGGUUGAGGUAAUCUCUGCAAAAGGAGGCGCAAUAUCCUAUUAACUGAAGGGGUUCACAUACUUUUGCACACAUGAUAUCUGAGUUUUUCUUAAAUCAACCACUUUUGUUAAAUAAAGAAUGACAAUAUAACUAUUUCUUUUGUUUCAGUCCAUUAUUUGGAAUGUCAGUAUUGUGGAUUUGAUUAUAACUUAACAUUUAAUAAGGUUAUUUUAGUUUUUUUUACAAAAAAUCUGACCAUCGCUGUGGGGUUCACAAA